Molecule: messenger RNA, 1683 nt
Organism: Neomonachus schauinslandi (Hawaiian monk seal)
Lineage: Eukaryota; Metazoa; Chordata; Mammalia; Carnivora; Phocidae
Gene: IMPDH2
Product: inosine monophosphate dehydrogenase 2
Exons: 14
Coding region: 91-1635 (514 amino acids)
Biological process (GO): GTP biosynthetic process
Cellular component (GO): cytoplasm
Molecular function (GO): IMP dehydrogenase activity
Source: RefSeq, a predicted model, not a curated record
AUAUCGGCGGGUUUAUAUUGGCGCGGCCCAGACGGCUGAGGCCUCUGCGGCGCGGUCUUCGGACACACGCGGCUUUGCCCGGCGGUGGCCAUGGCCGACUACCUGAUUAGCGGGGGCACGUCCUACGUGCCAGACGACGGGCUCACAGCGCAGCAACUGUUCAACUGCGGGGACGGCCUCACCUACAAUGACUUUCUCAUUCUCCCUGGGUACAUCGACUUCACUGCAGACCAGGUGGACCUGACUUCUGCUCUGACCAAAAAGAUCACUCUGAAGACCCCACUGGUUUCCUCACCCAUGGACACAGUCACAGAGGCUGGCAUGGCCAUAGCAAUGGCGCUUACAGGUGGAAUUGGCUUCAUCCACCACAACUGUACACCUGAGUUCCAAGCCAACGAAGUUCGGAAAGUGAAGAAAUAUGAGCAGGGAUUCAUUACAGACCCUGUGGUCCUCAGCCCCAAAGAUCGAGUGCGGGAUGUGUUUGAAGCCAAAGCCCGGCAUGGAUUCUGUGGUAUUCCAAUCACCGACACAGGCCGGAUGGGGAGCCGCUUGGUGGGCAUCAUUUCUUCAAGGGACAUAGAUUUUCUCAAGGAGGAGGAACACGACCGGUUUUUGGAAGAGAUCAUGACGAAGAGGGAAGACUUGGUGGUAGCCCCUGCAGGCAUCACACUGAAGGAAGCAAAUGAAAUUCUGCAGCGCAGCAAGAAGGGAAAGUUACCCAUUGUAAAUGAAGAUGAUGAGCUGGUAGCCAUCAUUGCCCGGACAGACCUAAAGAAGAACCGGGAUUACCCACUGGCCUCCAAAGACGCCAAGAAGCAGCUGCUGUGUGGAGCAGCCAUUGGCACUCAUGAAGAUGACAAGUAUCGGCUGGAUUUGCUAGCCCAGGCUGGAGUGGACGUAGUGGUUUUGGACUCUUCCCAAGGAAACUCCAUCUUCCAGAUCAACAUGAUCAAGUACAUCAAGGAGAAAUAUCCCUCCCUCCAAGUUAUUGGAGGCAAUGUGGUCACAGCUGCUCAGGCCAAGAACCUCAUUGAUGCUGGUGUAGAUGCCCUGCGGGUGGGCAUGGGCAGUGGCUCCAUCUGCAUCACCCAGGAAGUGUUGGCCUGCGGGCGGCCACAAGCAACAGCGGUGUAUAAGGUGUCAGAAUAUGCACGGCGCUUUGGUGUUCCUGUUAUUGCUGAUGGAGGAAUCCAAAAUGUGGGCCAUAUCGCCAAAGCCUUGGCCCUUGGGGCCUCCACAGUCAUGAUGGGUUCCCUCCUGGCUGCUACCACUGAGGCCCCUGGCGAGUACUUCUUCUCCGAUGGGAUCCGGCUAAAGAAAUACCGUGGUAUGGGUUCUCUUGAUGCCAUGGACAAGCAUCUCAGCAGCCAGAACCGAUAUUUCAGUGAAGCUGAUAAAAUCAAGGUGGCCCAAGGGGUGUCUGGGGCUGUGCAGGACAAAGGGUCCAUCCACAAAUUUGUCCCCUACCUGAUCGCUGGCAUCCAGCACUCCUGCCAGGACAUUGGUGCCAAGAGUUUGACCCAAGUCCGAGCCAUGAUGUAUUCUGGAGAACUCAAGUUUGAGAAGAGAACAUCCUCAGCUCAGGUGGAAGGGGGUGUUCACAGCCUCCAUUCGUAUGAGAAGAGGCUUUUCUGAAAAGGGAUACAGCAUACUCCCUCAGUUUUUCAAUAAAAGUUUGGGGAA